AUGCUGCAGAAUGUUCCACAUCAAUUUGUGCAUUCUCCAGCCAGGUUAGGAUUAACAAAUCCUAAUUCACCUUCACUUCAAAAUCCUACUCCUCCUAAGUUCUCUCAAGCCCCAGUAUCUCAGUUUUCCAAUCAGCAAUCAAAUCUAUCAAAUGCAAUCUCCACAUCGUCAUCCCUACUUCCCCUGCUCCCCCCACUGCCCAGAGCUCAAUCUAUCCUCCUUCAAAUGGCUUCCCUUGCUUCAAGACUCUUUGAAGUAUCACCAAAUAGGUCCCAGUGGAUUAGUUCCUUCCGCAGCUCUCUGCCUACAUUCUUGUCUUCCCAAGGCCAAACUUCAACACCAUCUCGACCAAAUCUUUCUCCUUCAUCUUCCAAAGAUAUUCUUUCCCUCUUUUUAACUCUUCAAACUCAGCUGCUUGAAGCUAUCUCUGAACUUCAAGAAAUUCGUGAACUCCAAGAUGCAAGACAGAAACUCUCCCUUGAAAUCCGGUCAAAGGAUGCUGCUAUUCUUACUUUUGCAAACAAACUCAAAGAAGCUGAGCAAGUACUUGACAACCUUGUAGAUGAUUAUGCUGAUUAUCGUCGCCCAAAACGGUCCAAGUUGGACGACGGGGCAGAGGGUUCUUUAACAACUGUUACAUCGCAGCUGAAACUGUCGGACAUAUUAUCAUAUGGCCAUAGGAUCAGUUACACUACUUUUGCACCCCCAGAAUUUGGUGCUGGAGCAGCUCCUCUCAGAGGUGCAUUCCCUCCGGCUCCUCAAGAGGAGCAGAUGCGCGCAUCUCAAUUGUACAAUUUUGCUGAUCUUGAUGUUGGUUUACCGAAGACAGACGAGGGUAACGAGAAAACUAUUGCACCACUGAUUGAUUUGCCUGCUCCAGAACCAGAUCCACUUUCUAGUCUUCCUGGAAUGGAGAAUCUGCUUCCCCCCAAUAUUCUUCCUCCACCAGGGUGGGAACCUGGAAUGCCUGUGCAGUUGCCUGAUCUGCCACUAAUUCCUCCAGUUGGAUGGAAACGGGGUGAUCCUAUUACACUGCCUCCACUUGACUCUCUUCCCAUGCUUCCAAAAGUGGACAAGCAGCAACCUCGACCAAUUCCUCCAACGUUAAUGAAGGCACCCAAGCCUAUACAGGUCCGGCAUGUGCAGCUUGAUAUUGAAGAUGGCAGCAGUGAUUAUAGCAGUGACAUGGGCAGUUCUGAUAGUGAAGACUAA
Messenger RNA from Oldenlandia corymbosa var. corymbosa, 1212 nucleotides. The record is from the annotation of a GenBank genome assembly. Lineage: Eukaryota; Viridiplantae; Streptophyta; Magnoliopsida; Gentianales; Rubiaceae.